AUGGAGUCGGUUGAUACCGCCUCACCUGACUCGCCAGUAAGAGAAUCAGAGCCGACGGAUUGGCUGGCAGACUUUCAAUAUUAUGACGAGGACCCGUUUGGUAGUACAUCAUCUGUCUUUCCAAUGCGAGAAGUAAAGCCAGCUAAGCCGCACAAGGAGUCUGAUAUUGAUGACGACGGCGAGUCGGUUGCUACUUCUGCACCUAACUCUCCAGGAGGAGAAACAAAGCCGGCUGAGCAAGAAGAGUCUGAAUAUGAGGACGACGAGUCGGUUGUUACUUCUGCACCCAACUCUCCAAUAGCAGAGUCAAUACCGCCUCAGCAAGAAGAGUAUGACUACGAUGACGACGUGUCAAAUCAUUCUCCUGCACGAAACGCUCCAUUAACAAUAUUAAGGCCAGUUGAAAAUCCAGAAGACAGUGAUUAUUACGAUGACGACACGACUGAUAGUGCUUUACCUGCAUCUCCAAGAAGAGAAGCAAGGUUGGCAGAGCAGCAAGCACAGGCUGAUCAGGAGAAUAAAGAUGCAGAUUCCGCUAACCAACCAUCCACUUCGGGCAGAUCACACCCUACAGCUCCAGCCGAUCCGGAGAGGUUGCGUUUAUACGGUGCAGCAAUCUAUUCUGCUAUAAUCGGAUCACCUGAGAGACUGAGCGAGUACCAGGAGAUACAGUUCGAAGUGACCGAUCGGGAAAGGAGGCAGAGAAUCGAGGAUAUCGUUGAUGAGAACAACCCGUGCCGCUGCCCAACUGAUACAUUUGACUUGUGCUCCCAGGGCAAUCCCUACAUGGAAUCGAUUGUCGAGAAACUCAGGAAAAUGCCAAAAUGUCUGCAAUAUCGUGCGUAUCGAGAUAUAUUGGUAUACUUCAAGUACUUGCGUCGCAAACACCGCAAAAUGCUGCUGCGUAAUGCCCCUAUUAAUAUAGCUGCUUGUUAA
Messenger RNA from Arctia plantaginis, 936 nucleotides. The record is from the annotation of a GenBank genome assembly. Lineage: Eukaryota; Metazoa; Arthropoda; Insecta; Lepidoptera; Erebidae.